CCCGGGAGGGGGGCGGGCAUUGUUCGCAGUCACCGCUGCUACGGGCCAUGGGGGCCGCCUGGCGCCCUGGGCUAGGCCUGGCGAGGUCUCCGUGCCCCCGCUGAGGCGGGCUUCGUGCUCAGCCCAGCGGCCCAGGUGAGGCAAGCCGCGCCAUGGUGGACCCCGUGGGCUUCGCCGAGGCGUGGAAGGCGCAGUUCCCGGACUCGGAGCCGCCGCGCAUGGAGCUGCGCUCUGUGGGUGACAUCGAGCAGGAACUGGAGCGCUGCAAGGCCUCCAUUCGGCGCCUGGAGCAGGAGGUGAACCAGGAGCGCUUCCGCAUGAUCUACCUGCAGACGCUCCUGGCCAAGGAGAAGAAGAGCUAUGACCGGCAGCGCUGGGGCUUCCGGCGCGCGGCGCAGCCCCCCGACGGCGCUGCCGAGCCCCGCGCUCCCGCAACGCGCCCGCCGCCCUUGCCCGCCGACGGCACUGAUCCGCCACCGCCCGAAGAGCCUGAUGCUCGGCCCGACGGAGAAGGGUCUCCGGGCAAGGCCCGGCCGGCGGCCGCCCGCAGACCCGGGGCCGCUGCUCCCGCAGACCGGGACGACCGAGGACCCCCCACCAGCGUGGCGGCGCUCAGGUCCAACUUCGAGAAGAUCCGCAAAGGCCAUGGCCAGCCUGCCGCGGCGGAUACUGAAAAGCCUUUUUACGUGAACGUAGAGUUUCACCACGAGCGCGGCCUGGUGAAGGUCAACGACAAAGAGGUAUCGGACCGGAUCAGUUCCCUGGGCAGCCAGGCCAUGCAAAUGGAGCGCAAGAAGUCCCAGCAAAGCGCUGGGCAGAGCCUGGGGGAUGCUCCCAGACCCCAUUACCGCGGACGCUCCUCUGAGAGCAGUUGCGGACUCGACGGUGACUAUGAGGACGCCGAGUUGAACCCCCGCUUUCUGAAGGACAACCUGAUCAAUGCCAAUGGCGGCAGCAGGCCCCCUUGGCCGCCCCUGGAGUACCAGCCCUACCAGAGCAUCUAUGUCGGGGGCAUGAUGGUGGAAGGCGAGGGCAAGGGCCCGCUCCUGCGUAGCCAGAGCACCUCGGAGCAGGAGAAGCGCUUGACUUGGCCCCGCAGGUCGUACUCCCCUCGCAGUUUUGAGGACAGUGGAGGUGGCUACACCCCGGACUGCAGCUCCAACGAGAACCUCACCUCCAGUGAGGAGGACUUCUCCUCUGGCCAAUCCAGCCGCGUGUCCCCGAGUCCCACCACCUACCGCGUGUUCCGGGACAAGAGCCGUUCACCCUCGCAGAACUCUCAGCAGUCCUUCGACAGCAGCAGUCCCCCCACCCCGCAGUGUCAAAAAAGGCACCGGCAGUGCCAGGUCGUGGUGUCUGAGGCUACCAUCGUGGGUGUCCGAAAGACGGGGCAGAUCUGGCCCAGUGAUGGGGACAGCACUUUCCAUGGAGACACAGGUGGGUACUUGCAUUUGUGCAGAUUCUUUUAAGGGAGUAGGGGAAACCAAAGAGGAACUUGGCAGAGGGAGAAAUGGAU
This is a messenger RNA of Castor canadensis (American beaver), 1516 nucleotides long. Lineage: Eukaryota; Metazoa; Chordata; Mammalia; Rodentia; Castoridae. The record is from RefSeq and is a predicted model, not a curated record.